This is a messenger RNA of Penicillium griseofulvum, 633 nucleotides long. Its product is annotated as putative metalloproteinase. The coding region runs from base 1 to 633 and encodes 210 amino acids. Lineage: Eukaryota; Fungi; Ascomycota; Eurotiomycetes; Eurotiales; Aspergillaceae. Gene Ontology annotation, molecular function: metalloendopeptidase activity. Gene Ontology annotation, biological process: proteolysis. The transcript has 2 exons. The record is from RefSeq and is a predicted model, not a curated record.
AUGCAUGUCUUCCAGGCCCUUAUCGCUCUCCCUCUGAUAGCAGGUGCUGUCGCCAAUCCUCUCAACAUGCGCGCCACCCUUGAAAACUGCAAUGGUGAGAGAGUGCAAAUGAUCAACAACGCACUUGCCCAGGCUGCAAAGAUGGCCAGUGCAGGCGCCAGCCUCAUCCGCAGCGAAUCCGACUACUCGAACAGCCUUUUCCAGAGCUUCUUCAAGACCACCGACGCCCAGUCCCGCAAUCGCGUUGCGGGGGUCUUGGAAAAGAUUGCCACGGAGGCCAGGGACGGGAACCAAGGUGUCGUAAGCUACUAUUGCACUCCGGAGGGCAUCCAGUGCGUUGACAAUCACUCUUUCACUAUGACUGCCUACGGUGAGACAGACGGAACCUACGGAAGAAUCCGGACCUGCCCUGCGUAUUUCACUAAGUUCCCUCCCUGGUCGAACAGCUGUAGUAAGCUGGACCAGGCCACUUCUAGCUUGCAUGAGCUGGCGCAUACCAAAGGCAUCUACGGUCCCGAGACGUAUGGCUAUGAGGCAGUCCAUGGUUUGAGCUCUUCUUCCGCUCUUGAAAAUGCUGAGAGCUAUGCUUUCUUUUCCAAGUCGGCUUUUCUCAACUGCGAUGUCACCAACUAA